AAGCCAAAAGGUCAAAAUCAUCGCGGGGACAUGAAUAUGCACUUAAUGUUAAAAACAGUAACUGUCACUAGAGUAUCAAUGACUUUUCUUUUGUGAAUAUGAUCAAAACUGUGGUCAAUAGCUUGCAUGGAUUAUUUUGACUAUAAAAUCAACAAACAUUGUUCAGCGUUAAGUAUUUUAUCAUCAUAAAAUGUUUACUUCCGGGUGGUAUACCUAUUUUUGGAAGUUAUCUUGCCUCGCCGUAAAAUACCUUGAUAAUGAGUACAUGUUAACCGUGACUCACCAGAUGUUAUUUUAUUUCAAUGUGGAAGUUAUACAUUUGUUGAAACUUUGGUGAUAAUGUUAGACAUCUUUAUUAAUAAACGUCAAUGCUAAUUUAUAAACUGUACUAAAAUUAUCAGUAAAGACGAAACAAUUUAAUAAGGUGUAUACGGUCUAGUGAAGGUAUUGAUUUUAUUAUUGAUAAUGACUGAAUGAAAAUAUACAUUUGCUAUCUGGACGGUUAGGUAGUUCAUUCUAGGACACCCCGGAUAAAAUAUGGAUAACUCCACCCGGCCUGGUGAUGAAGACCUUUUAGAGAAAAUAAAUCGAGAGGAGGUGUUGAGACAAGUUCCGCUGAUAACAUUUCUGAUUAUCUUGGCAAUCAUCGGAACGUUGGGUAACUUAUUAGUGUGUUAUGUCUACACGAAAAAAUACUCCGCGUCUAAUUGUCGUACUUUUAUUAUAGUUUUAUCUGCUGUUGACGUGUUUGUAUGUGCGGUGAUAAUACCGUUUGAGAUAAUGGUACUUAUGAGAGAAUACAACUUUAAACAUGCGUGGAUUUGUAAAGUUUCCGUAUUCCUGAACACGUGGUUGACGUUAACAGCCGGGUGUUUACUAUUAGCCAUCGCGAUAGACCGGUACAGGAAGGUGUGUCGACCAUUUUCAUGGCAGAUAACUCAUGUUGCCGCAAGAAACAUGUGCAUAAUGGCAGGACUGCUGGGUCUUGCCUUUUCUUGGAUUUCACCAGUGAUUUAUGGCGCACAAAAAUCAACACAUAGUGUUUAUAAUAUCACAAUCUCGCAGUGCACUGAAACUUAUGCAAUGCAAUUAACCGUAUGGCCGCUAAUAAACAACAUAUCUUUCGCUGUUUUGUUCAUUGGAGCUCUAACAGGGAUUGUUGUUAUGUACUGCUUUAUUGCUAUAAGAGUUAGACAACAUAUUGAAAGGAAAAGCAUGUUUCUGCCCAAUCGACAAACAUACAUAGUUAACGAUGCGGAGGUAAGCGAAAUGACAAUCAUGUCCGGUAAAGUAGCUGUCCGAAGAAAGGCAAAGUUAGUUGAAGACGACACAAGCGAUGGUCUGUUUCGAAGCAGUGAUUCUCUUGACCGGAAGGGUGUGAACGAAACAUCUGAACCAGAGAAAACGUCAUUGGUUUUGUGUUCAGUUGAUCGUGUUAAAAGUGAGAACCGGUCGGUAAACCGGAAAUCAGUUAUAAGCCGGAUGUUGUCUUUUGGCAGACAUUCACUGUCUUUGACAAAAUCAUUAUCCACAUCAACAACUAAUUCUGUGAGACAAAACAUUCGAAUAGACCCAGAAGCUCAAAGGCAAAAGCAAAGAACUGCGUAUAUAAUGUUUUUAAUUUCGCUUGCAUUUAUUAUCAGUUACCUGCCCUUGAUUUGUCUUUUAUUAAUACGCGUCUCAGACAGCACAUUUGUGCCUUCAUUGAAUGACACAGAGAGGGCUGUUUACAAGUUUUGCUUAAGAUCAUACUAUAUAAACUGUGUUGUUAAUCCCUUUAUAUAUGGAUUAUGGGAUUCGAUAUUCCGGAAGUCGUGCAGAAAUAUCGUCUGCAAAGGAAUAUGUAAAUAGUUCCAUAAAUUAAACCGAUAAAUGAAUAAAUGAGUUAAACACUAUUAAAAGGCUUCGUCGCAUAUGUGUAUUUAUUUGCAUUUCAUAUUUCUAUAUGUACAUGUACAUAAAAUAAUGUAAUUAAAUUAGUUUAAACCCCAAUGAGCUAUUACAAGAAACUGUAGAAAGUUAAGGUAUCUGAGUACCGAUAUUGUAAAAGCGUACUUUUAGUUAAGAAAUUUCAAAACGUUCUGGUGUAAAACAUAUUUAAAUAUUUCGAAUUUUCACAACAAUAUCUUUAUUUAUGUUUUAUUGAACAAUGAUUAAGUCUGAUGAACAUCAAUACAACAUUUAUAUCGCAUAGUCUUUAUUAAGGCCAUUUUGACGUAUUAGUUUUUAGAACUAAGAACUUUAUAUCUUAGAGGCUCAGUAUAACCACGGACUUUAACUGACAUGUAUACAAUAGGUCGGUGAUAUUACGGAAGGCGGUAAGCCGAUUGGCACCAUGUUCUCAAUGACAGUUUAGUUUUUUUCGCGGUCAAAGUCACUCAUGGCCAUAGCAGACUUUCGUACUUGCAUACAUGUAGAUCAUUUAUCCAUAUUACGAAACAUUUUUACGUAUGGAUAGGCUACAUUGUUUGAGUUUGUUAGUGAUGCAGAAUCAGCGAGAAAGUAAAUUAUCAUUCAUCAUGAAGAGAGUUAACAUACCAACACAUCAAAAAAAAUAAUAAUAUAAAAAAUAUAACAUAACUCAACAUUAUCUCAUUAUCGGGAUAUUUCUGUAAAAUGAUCGCCUCGGUCUAACGGCCUCAUCAUUUGUGUUAGCAAACUCAUCCCUCGAUGUCGCCCCAGUUAAUGUUAUAAUCCGUAACUAACUCAUUUCAUAUUCUAUAAUAACUAUUACUUAUCAAUGAAAGAAACAACAAGCAUUCCAUGCAUCAUGUGUGUACAUUUUUCUACGUAGGGUUGAUUGAAAUUUAUUCAUUUCUAAAGAUUUCUUGACAGCAACAUUAACCUUUUAAUGACACUAUGUCAAUCCACGGGUAAAUAGUGAGUGAACUGGGGAUAGUCAUAAUAAGAUUACAUUUUGUGAUAAUUUCUUUCAAUUUUAAAAUUUAGUUCGCAUGGACGAUAGAUAACUCACGCGGUCCUAAGAAAUUGCUGUAAAUAUCCUUUGAAAUUGACCUUUAACAUUCAAUUUAUAUAUAAAAAAAAUAGGGGACUGUCUUUACAAAUGUUAGACAGAUUUAUAUUUUUUCCUAAACAUUUUCCAAUAUCAUCUGUUGGUCAAUCAAUAUUAUUAUACUAGUUAGUAAUCAGUCUUUUCAAAUAUUUAGUCAAUUCAGCUCAACUUGACAAUCAUAAAAAAUGAGCAUACGAAAUAUCGUAUUUCAUUAAUGCAGUUUAUUAGAAGAGAGACAACCCUGGUAUGUCAUUAUGUUCAUAUUGAAUACUAGUCAUCUCCCUUUACAAGUUAUGGUUAUGUUUUUUUAGUUUAUUUUAGUUUAAAUACUUAAAAACCCACCCUUUCCCUCCCGGAAUAUUUUCCUUCUGCUUUUGUUGUGCUUUCUUAUUUCUAAUUUCAGCUUUAUUUAAAAGGGAUGUCAUCAAUAGUUCUCAAAAGAAUCGUCAUGGCUGGAUUUCAUUAUGCGUUUAUACUUACAAUUUUGAGACAAGUGCCUAAAGACUUGUUGAUGAAAAUGUUUUCUUUCUCUUUAUCGCAUUUAUUAUUGUAUUAUUUUUACGAGAUCUGCAUAAGUGUAAUAGUUUUUGAUAUAAUGGUGGUUAUUAUUAUUACAUUGUUAUACAUUGGUUAUAAGCACAUUUACAUUACAUAUUACACUUCAUUGUACGUUUUUCUUUUAAGGAAUAUUUUGCUUAGGCAGAACGUUUUUAUUGAGUUGUAUGUAUUCUAUAUGUUAAUUGGCAUAUCUGAGCACGGUCCGUUGUUUCUAUAUUCCGAGGAAUAGUCUGAGGAGGUUUCCUCCAACGGAUUCUACGGUUCCUUUUAAAAUUAUAAAAGAAAAAUGGGUUUUACGUAGGCGGCAAGUAUUCCUAAGACGAAUAUACGAUCGAACCUGUUAGAGUAAUUGUUCUAGUUUGAAAUGUCCUGGACAUUGUAUGGCAGUUUUGAUCGUGAUAUGCUUGUUAAAUGUAUAUCCUUUUUUCAGAUUUAAAAAACUAAUGGCAGUAUCUCUCUUUUCAAAAUGUAACUUUAAGUUAAAUUUAUUGAAUAUAUCUAUAAAACAUAAUCUUUUAGCUUCUGUUAUCCAGAGUUUAUCAUAUCUUGCAUUUGUCAGCACGUUGUCUCUUUUUCAAAAUAUAAUUUUAAUUGAUUAUAUCUGAAUAAACAUAUUAAAGCAGCACGCCCCCAAAUUCAUGGUAAUUUUCAUGAAAAUUUGAAAAUUUAUCAGAAUGAUUAAUAUUGUGAAGUAAACAAAAGGAAGCAAUUUACAUAUUUUCAAUGUCACUUACAACCAACGUAAAUUACUAAAACGUGGUCAAAAUAUGUAUAAAUAGCCCUUACUGCGUUAGUAACGCAGUAGAAAUAUAGUUGUAAAUGCUGAAAAAUCAGUCAUUAAUUGCACAGAACAUGUAAAAUAUUACUUGAAUCUUGAAUCUUUUUACAUAUCAUAAAAUUUUAGUACAUUUUUAUCAAGUUUGAUUUUAUUGAAAUAUUUUGACUCAUCUGGAGGCAUGCAGCUUUAAGCUUCCGAUAUCCGGAGCAAUUCAAGUCACUUACGACUGUCCGGAGUAAAAUCAGCCAUAUGGGCUUUAGUCAUAUAAUAUUAUAAUUUAUAUACAUGUAAUUGACAAUCUUAUACUACAUGUAUUAUUAUACAGCCAUAGACAAAAAACUGCCAAACCUAAGUAACCGCAGUAAAACGCUAUCAAUCUAAGAGAGUUGUUUUU
Ruditapes philippinarum (Manila clam) is the source of this 4743-nucleotide messenger RNA. Its product is annotated as alpha-2Db adrenergic receptor-like. Bases 538 to 1851 code for a protein of 437 amino acids. The transcript has a single exon. NCBI's taxonomy places the organism in Eukaryota, Metazoa, Mollusca, Bivalvia, Venerida, Veneridae. Gene Ontology annotation, biological process: neuropeptide signaling pathway. Gene Ontology annotation, cellular component: membrane. The record is from RefSeq and is a predicted model, not a curated record. Gene Ontology annotation, molecular function: neuropeptide receptor activity.